AUGCCCAAAGGGACUCAGGGAAUUGAGGAAGAGAAUCUUCGGGCAGAGGUUGCGUGCAGCUUGAAGGUAUACUGGCGUCGAAUAUCAAGAUUAUUUCACAUUACCAGCAACGGCGAGGAUGAUCCUACCAAUCCAGGUGGACACGCAGUUCGAUUGGGAUCCCAAAUGCAAGCUUUAGCAAGCUUUGAGUACAUGAUGAGGGGAGAGAGGCACUAUGGAGAGACAUACAAAGUAUAG
Molecule: messenger RNA, 237 nt
Organism: Botrytis fragariae
Lineage: Eukaryota; Fungi; Ascomycota; Leotiomycetes; Helotiales; Sclerotiniaceae
Exons: 1
Coding region: 1-237 (78 amino acids)
Source: RefSeq, a predicted model, not a curated record